UUGAAUCACAUUAUUAUUAGCUCUAAUUUAUAGCUCUUUCUCUCUCUCUCUCUUUCUCUCUUUUUGUUUUUGUUUUUGUUUUCUCUCAGUACUAGAAAAAUAGAGAGAUCUAAGAUCAGAGAGUAGAGAUUAUUAUUAAGAGAGAAUUAUAUAUAUAAUGGGGAGCUUAGGAUCAGAGAUUAGUGAGGAGUAUAGUAAUGGUGAUUUGAUAGUAUUAGAAGAAGAGAGUAGUAGUUGGAGUAGUAAUAAUGGUUUUAAUAAUGGUAAUAACAAUAAGUUGCCAUUAUUAUCUUUGAAUCAUGUUUCGUAUGUCUGUAAAUCGGUGGCCAAAUCUGUGAAGUUUUAUGAAGAGGUUUUGGGUUUUGUUCUUAUCAAAAGACCUUCUUCUUUCAAGUUCGAAGGAGCUUGGUUAUUCAACUAUGGAAUCGGCAUUCACUUACUAGAAGCACAAUCAGGCAACAACAAGAAAACUCAGACAAAGAAAAUCAACCCAAAAGACAACCACAUAUCGUUCCAGUGCUCGGACAUGAGUCUGGUCAUGCAAAAGCUAGCUCAGUUGAACAUUCACUACGUCACUGCUGUGGUCGAAGAAGGUGGCAUCGUAGUCGACCAGCUAUUUUUUCACGACCCAGAUGGCCAUAUGAUCGAGAUUUGUAACUGUCAAAACCUCCCUGUUCUACCACUGGUGGCCUCCUCUUCUUCUUGCCCUCUCAAGAAGAGCAAACCCACAACCACCAUUGCUGCUGCUGCUGCUGCUGAUGAUGAUGAUGCUGUUGCUUCGAGCGUGCGCAACCGACGCUUGUUGGAGAAGAAACAGUGCUGUGCUGAGGCUGCAGUGGUCACCAUGAUGGACAACUUGGUUAUGGAUAUGAUGAACAUUUAUUUAUGAGACAGCCUAUGAUUAUGUAUAAGACUAUUAUAGAGUGUUUUUUUCUUUUUUUGAUGUUAUGGGGUCAAAUGGUUUCGUGGGGGUUUUUUUUUUGUUUUUUUUUUUGUGUAUAGUGUAAAGAUAGGGUGAUCAGUACUGUGAUUACGGCUCUUGGUCAGUUUUGUCUUUGUUUUUGUUCAUGUUUAGUCUAUUGUUAUAAUUAUUAUUGGUUAAUUUAAUUUGUUGAAUUAGUUCAAUAAAUGUGUACCGUCCCUACAAAAACAGAAUAAAUUGAAAUGAAAGUGUGAAAUGAACCUGUUUUCUUCCUUUA
Molecule: messenger RNA, 1199 nt
Organism: Humulus lupulus (European hop)
Lineage: Eukaryota; Viridiplantae; Streptophyta; Magnoliopsida; Rosales; Cannabaceae
Product: glyoxylase I 4-like
Exons: 2
Coding region: 158-889 (243 amino acids)
Source: RefSeq, a predicted model, not a curated record